ACAAAGAAUAAUAAGCAUUACCAUAUGCAGUGACUACAACCAGCGAACAGCCACACGAGAUAUUCAUGUGAUUGGUAUCGAUCUCUAGAGUUAUGAUGUUCCUAGUGUACUGUUUGCAGGAUAUUUAAUGAGCGACUGUGAUCACAUCAAAUUUAAAUAAAAAACGUACUUGUUUGCAGGAUACUUUUAACUUUUUAUUGUUCGGAAGUGAAGGCACAUGACUGUCUGUCUUAAAAGUACAUUUGAAAAUUGACGUCAAUAGUACUUAAGCAUGAAGGAAUUUAAUAUAAGCUGCAGAGAGCCGUCACUCUUUCACAUGGGUUGCGCUUGCCAGGUACGAAGUCAUGAACUUGUUGACUGUUUUCCAUGUACGAAUAUUUGGAAUUCGAGUCAUACUCUGUGAAUAGAAGGUAAUAAAGCUAAAUGCUUAUAAUGGCGUAUAAUAAGGCAUGUAAACCGUUUGAGUUCAAAUGUCUCGUCUUUAAAAGAGAUAUUGUAAUGUUUUACUGUGAAGAGGUUCUCUGUUUAUGAUGCCCUUGAUAUUUCUCUUCUUUGUUGCAAAAUAGAAAAUAAGAAUGCAGCAAGAUUUUUGAGGGUCAAGGAUAACUAUGUGCUGGAGCUAGACUUGGAGGCCUUUGAUGCAUUCAUUUUUUUUGAAUUCACACUUUUGCUCAAGAGUAUUCGGUGAUAAAAAAAUCAUACAGCCCUUGCCGGAUUUCUGUAGACCACAAAAAUACUGGGGACAGGUUCCUUUUCUUGCGCACAAUGCAUCCUUUCAGCGGCUUCAAUAGGCAGUGCAGUUCAAUUUUCGAACCCACACUUUUGUUCAAGAGUACUCCCUGAUAAAGAAAGCAUACAGCCCUAGCUGGAUUUCCAUUGGUCACACAAUUACUGGGGACAGAGUCAAGGAAAACUAUGUGUUAGAGUCCAUACUGCACCCUUUCAGCGGCUUCAAUCAGCAGUGCAGUUCAAUUUUUGAACCCACAAUUUUUUUCCGGAGUACUCCCUGAUAAAAGAAAGAAUACAGCCCUUGCUGGAUUUCCAUUGACCACACAAUUCCUGGGGACAGACUGGAGGACAACAGAGUCGGAGUAGUGCGAUUCAAGUUUUGAAUCCCCCUUGCUGGAAUUCCAUUUCUACUGGAGAGACUAUGUCCACACCUACCAAGCUCAGGUUCAAGAGAAUACACUUUUAUUCUUUAAUGCCAAACGGAUACCGUUUGGCAACGGUUAAAGAAGUGGGAAAUAAUUUGGAGGCCAUUAAACGCCAAGUUGGGAAGAGCUACAACACCCGUCUUUUGGACGGGCGUAUCUCGUCUGACUAUCAAGUCAACACUACUAUUAUUCUGUGUUUUUGGUGUCUGGUGGUGAAGGAAAAAGUGUGGGAUGAGGAGACACGUGGUUGGAAGAAAAAAUGUUCAGCUUGCUAUCCAUCGAGUGGUAAUUUGUUGAGAGCGCAACUUUAUAAUGAAAUUGUUCUCUCCGAACAAGAGAGAAAAAAUGCGCUGUCUCUUGCUGCCAUCAAUGCAGAUGCAGAAGUUAUAUGUUGGCUGUUCAAAACUACAAAUUCUGAAACAGAGUUCCGAGGCUUCCAAAAUUUGUUUAGCUUGAAAGAAAUGAAAGAAUGGAGUUAUGUGAAAAGUUAUGGUGUGGUGAAAUGCUUGUGCGCUUCUAAGUUUCCAUUACAGUUGCCGUUGGAAGAGGACGACCAAGGCAAAACAGUGCUGGAUUAUUUGAUUAGUUUCAUGGAACUUUGGCGUGUUCCAUUUUGGACCAUUCGAUGGACUGAAUUGUUAAUAGAGUUUUACUCCACUAAUAUUGUUCAUCACUGCAAGAUUAGAGAUGGUGUGUCCUUUCUGGAUAAAGCUACGAGCAAAGCUAUAGUUGCGAGUAAAGCUAUAGUUGCGAGUAUGAGCGAAGAUAUGAACUAUAAAAACACAUGGUUUGUCGCAUUUACAAAGCUCUUGUCAGUAUCUUCAAAUUCGGUAGAAAAUCAGGUUUCCAAGAUGAAGCAUUGCUUUGGAGACGUUUUGAUUGAGGCAGUUGAAAGAGGUUACGCUCAACUUGUAGAUGCUUUGUUAGAAUUCAAAGACUCCAAUAUUGACCAACUCCCCACAGAUGUUUUUUUGAAGAUUGCACGAGAGGCCAUCGGCAAAGGCUACUCAAACUGCCUGGAGAAUAUGUUAAAUUUAUUGAAGCUAAAAGUUGGAAACGAGCUCCAACAAGACAAAUAUGGAAAAACGCUCUUUCAUUAUGCAGCUAAAUCAGAAAACGAAGAAGUUUCUGGAUUGCUUAGUCGAGCAUAUCUGGAAGAGUACAGAGUGAAAAAAGGGGAUAAAUGGGGAAGAACCUUUCUUCACUGGGCAGCACUCACUGGACAAGCUCACUUGUGCACAGUUUGUAUUGGUGAAUUGAAUUUAAAAGUAGAUGCCAAGGAUAAUUUGGGCCAGAAUGCUUUACAUUUAGCAGCAAAAGGAAUUAGGGGGCACUCAGUUGUGGAUAUUUUAUUGAAAUCAUCCUCAGCGAACUUGGUAUAUGCAACGGAUGGUGAGGGAAGAACACCAUUGCACUUUGCAUCUGCAAAAGGAAACAUUAAAAUGGUUGAGAAACUACUGGAGAACACUCGAGAAGAAAAAAUGUUUCAGCAACCUGACGGCUUCGGGAAGACUGCACUACAAAUGGCAGCACAAGGAGGGCAUACACGAAUUGUGCAGCGGCUUUUGGAACAAGUCAGUGAUCCCUUCUUACACCGCGAUGCCCAUGGAAGCACAGCAUUGCACUAUGCUACUGGAGUACAGGAUGCAGAGGUUGCACUAGCCAUAUCGCAGAGCCUCCUAAAUAAAUAUAAGAAGGAAGAUGAUAAUAGAUCUCUUAUGUUGUGGGCCUCAGCAGCAGGGAUUGGCACGGCAGAGGAGAGAGAAGAGGUAAAUCCUUUAGUUAAGGAUUUCCUUUUACAGGAAAAGGCAGGAGAUAGGAAUCAUUUGUUAGAGGCGGCUGCAUUGACUGAGAAUGUGGAUAUGGCAUGGGAGCUUCUACAUAGAGGUGCCGACAUUGCAGACAUUAAACCUUCCAAUAAACCCUGGGAUGGAGAACGAGAUGAGAAAUGUAUUAGAGUAAUAAAAGAAAUUGAAAUAGCAAACGAACAAGGACAAGAUAAACCAAGCUCGGUGGAUAAUCUCGGAAGAAAUGUUUUCGCCGAAGGUCUAGCUGCUCUGUUUUUGAAUAAAUAUGUAGAAUCUCCAAUCACGGUGGGCAUUUGCGGUGAAUGGGGCAUGGGAAAAUCCAGUGUCAUGGUUCAGACGGAAAAUAUUAUGCUGAUGGCAGCUUCUCAGUUGUCAUUUCCAAACCUCCUCCCUUUUGAAAAUUUCUGUGGAGCAAAGAAGACGCCAUUAAGUACAAAAGGUCGAAAGAUAUAUAUAAAGAUGAAAAAUGCUGCGUACAAGUUAUUUCCAAACAACUCUAUUUGCAAAUUUCUACCAUUCACCAGGACGAGGAAUCAACUGGUGAAACUGUUAGAAGAGUAUCAUCCUGAAUACCAUGCCAUCUAUAAGUACCUUGCAUGCAUGGAUGUGCAUAAUCAAAAUUUAAGCUCGGUCGGCGAGAGGAGUAAUCAAUUACAAGCAAUGAAAGAAGCACCUCGAAUUCUAACAAUUCAAUACAAUGCAUGGCACUAUCGAGAUGAGCAUCAAGCUUGGGCUGGUCUAGCAGUCACAAUCACAAAAGAAAUUGAAUGGGUCAUGACUAGAGCACAGAGAUUCAGUACUUGCUGGAGAUAUAGUUGGGCUAAAAAUAGUGUUAACAUUUGCAUGCAAAUAUUUUUACCCUGCUUUUUGGUAACAUUUCUAGCAGGCUGGAUAGCUUGGGCAGCUUGGACAUUAUUGAAGGAGGCAAAAUUUAAAGAUUUAAAAUAUGGAUCCAUACCUUUUACUAUAAUAGUAAUUGUAUGGGGAGUAUUAAAAUCAAUUAUUUCUGUUGUGAAACCAGUGAGCACACAGAUGAUGGGGUAUAUUAACUCACCAGAUCAUACAGCUCAUCUUGGCUAUCAACAACAAGUCAUAUCAGACAUCAAUUUUUUGAAAGGGGAACUUGGAAAAAACCCUCACUGGUUUUUUUCUUUCAUUGUUGGUGAAUGGUGUUGGAAUUGGUUGGGCCUGUAUCCGGACAAUGUUGAAAACACAUGUUUUCCAAAAUUUAAGCCAGCCUCUGAGGACCGACUUCGAAUGAUAGCAUUUGUUGAUGAUCUAGAUAGAUGCGAUGAAAAAGUUAUAAUAGAGGUUUUAUCUGCUAUAAAUCUAGUACUGGCUGAAUGCAAGAUCAAUGUGAUUUUGGGGAUCGAUAAAAAAAUGAUUCAAAGAGCAGUUGAGAGACAUUUUGAAGAUAAUGAUGAUAGAGAUUUAGCAGAUAAAUUUAUUUGUAAAAUUAUUCAAAUUCCUUUGAGUUUACCAGAUCUUGUAGUUGAAGAAUCAGAUAAGUUCUUACAACGUCAUUUAGGACAUCCACCCCCUACAAAAACUAUAAUAAGAGUGGACGAUGAAGACACAGAUUAUGGUGAAAUUGAUACAGAUAAUGAUGAUACAAGUCAAAGGCAAGAAAGCACAUCAAGGCAAGAAAACACAUCAGUUGAAAUUGAUUCUUCUAACAGACUACAAACAGGUAAUCAAGAUGAAAUAAAAAAAUCUAAUAAAAGCCUAGGGAAGGAAAGCCAAGUGGUAGAAAUUAAUUUUUGUAAAAGACUACAAACAAGUUGUCAAGGCAUUAUUCAAAAAGUGUCUCAUUGGUUGGCUUGCUUAUUUCAAAGUUUCUUUUUGCUUGCUUGCAACUUAUCAAGUGAAAUACAAAAAAUGCAAGAUGAGAUAAACAAAAGUGAAAUUCGUCCUUUGGCAUUUUCAAAAGGUGCACGAUUAACUAGGGAAAUGUUGCUAUCAAAAUAUAGCCCAAAAGAAGCUGAAACAUUAUAUAAGUUUAAGGAAUUUGCCACUGGUACACAAAAACUUCCUCGUGAAUGGAAACGCUUCUUAGAUUACCGUAAAAUUGCUUGCAAUAUUCUUUCUAUGAGAGGAAAAGUUUAUAAGCUACCAAGUUGGAGGGUAGAAUUGGUGGCUUGGGUAUUUGUUUGUUGGCAAUGGAAGCAUGAGAUCAACACUCUCAUUAAGGGUUGGCACAAAUAUGCACAUGUGAAAGGAAAGGAUAAGAGGAAGAUUGUGGAAGUUGAAGAUGAAGAUGAAGAAAACAGGAAUUUGUUUGGACCUUCACUUAAACAAAUUGUUAAAAAUUAUGUUAUGGAAUUGAAUGAAUCACAAAAAAAAAUAGAUGGUGAAGUUUAUUUGGAUAGAUAUAGAGAUUCUAGAACAAUAGAGACACAAGGUGGUCUUAUGGAGCGAAAGGAGUGUUUAAGACAAGAUCCUUUUGCAAAAGAUAUUUUGUCUAUGCAUGAUUAUGACACUACAAUAGUUGAAGAAAGACAAAACCAAUAUUUCAAUUGGUUAAAAUUAUUGAAGGCAUUGCAUGAAGUACAAGAUGUUUCAAUGAAAGGAAUUCAAUUGUUUAAAGAAUUUCGCCUUCAUUGUGAAAUAGACAAUCUUCCAUGGCCUUUGCCAGAAUCAAGUGCCACAAUGUAUAACAAAUUGAUGCUAGAAAUGUAAAUGCCACAAUAUAUAAUAGAUUGAUGCUAGAAAUGCAAAUAUUGAUCGAUUUGUAUUAUUGAUGUCAGAAAUAAAAUGCAUAUAUCUUU
Cryptomeria japonica (Japanese cedar) is the source of this 5730-nucleotide messenger RNA. RefSeq lists its product as uncharacterized. The transcript has 17 exons. NCBI's taxonomy places the organism in Eukaryota, Viridiplantae, Streptophyta, Pinopsida, Cupressales, Cupressaceae. The record is from RefSeq and is a predicted model, not a curated record. The coding region runs from base 1151 to 5641 and encodes 1496 amino acids. Gene Ontology annotation, molecular function: protein binding.